AUGACGCUGGCGGGUGAAAAGAAAGAUGCCAGAUAUGCUGAGUCGGAGCUAGAAUCCCCGACAUCGGUGAGUGAAGCUCUGGAUUUCGAUCCGCAGAGUGGUGUGAAAAGAGCUCUCAAAGAUCGACAUAUUUCGCUACUGGCUCUCGGUGGUGUAAUUGGUCCAGGAUGUCUGAUAGGUGCAGGAAACGCAUUGGCCAAGGGGGGACCCUUGGCUUUGUUGCUGGGAUUUGGGAUUGUAGGGGUAGUAUGUUUUGCAGUAAUGGAGUCGAUCGGGGAGCUCAUAACGUUGUAUCCAUCGGGCGGUGGGUUCACAAGCCUCGCUCGUAGAUUCCACAGCGAGGGUCUCGCAGCUGUUUGCGGCUAUGCUUACGUGGUGGUGUUUUUCGCAGUUUUGGCCAACGAAUACAACACCUUGUCGUCCAUUAUGCAGUUCUGGGGCCCUCAAGUGCCCACUUACGGCUACAUCCUACUCUUCUGGGCCUUUUUUUUGGCAUUCCAAAUGCUGGGCGUAGGUGCAUUUGGAGAGUGUGAGUACUGGUUGGCAUGGUUCAAAAUCAUUGGUCUUGUUACAUACUAUCUUUUCUCCAUCAUCUACAUGAGUGGGGGUGUCCCUGGUAGACCCGCUUUUGGAUUUCAGUAUUGGCGCAAUCCAGGUGCUUUGUCAAAUGGAUUUAGAGGCGUUGCAGUUGUCUUCGUUUUCUGCUCAAGUUUUUAUUCAGGAACUGAGUCUGUCGCUCUUGCUGCCACUGAAAGUAGAAACCCCAGAAGAGCUAUUCCGCUGGCUGUCAGACAAACGCUGUGGAGAAUUUUAAUCGUUUACGUGGGUAUCGCCAUUUUUUACGGUAUCACAGUGCCGUAUAACGACGUGAACCUGGGCUCUAACUCCAAAACGCUUAAAUCACCGGUGGGGAUCGCCCUUGUGAGAGCUGGCUGGGAUGGCGGUGUACAUUUGGUGAACGCUUUUAUUCUCGUCACCUGUGUGUCAGCCGUUAACAGCUCCUUAUACAUUGGGAGCCGAACCAUCAGCCAUCUGGCCCACGAUGGUCUGGCACCCAAAGUUCUGGGAUGGACCAACAGACGUGGCGUACCCGUCGCAGCAUUGGUGACGUUCAAUUUAUUGGGACUGAUAUCGUUGAUGAAUGUGAGUGUCGGUGCUUCGAACGCUUAUGGAUACAUUGUCAAUCUAUCGGGUGUGGGUGUCUUCAUUGUUUGGGGAAUCAUUUCUUACACUCACAUAAGAUUUAGAAAAGCCUGGGCUGCUCAAGGAAGGUCAGAUUUUGAACUGCCCUACAAGUCUUUAUUCUAUCCAUUUACUCCAGUCAUCAGCUUGGCUGCCAAUGUGUUUCUUGCUCUUAUUCAAGGGUGGACAACACUUUCGCCUUUUUCUGCAGGAGACUUUGUAGACGCUUAUGUGCUUCUUCCGGCAGCAGCUAUACUAUUUGUUGGUAUUGCACUGAUAAAAUCACGAACCCUAAGGCCCAUCGAUUUGAAGACCAUCAAUUUACAAGCAGGACAGCGUGUUGAUUUAGACGAUGCAAGGGGUAAUGUCGACGAAACUGUAGCGACUACUAAUUUGGGCCGCCUUCGAAAAGUGGUCCAUGCUGUUUUCGGGUAA
Lachancea sp. 'fantastica' is the source of this 1617-nucleotide messenger RNA. Lineage: Eukaryota; Fungi; Ascomycota; Saccharomycetes; Saccharomycetales; Saccharomycetaceae. The record is from the annotation of a GenBank genome assembly.